AUGUCUACGAUCACCGGAAACGCGCUGCAGUCGGGCCACCCGCCGAUCGUGCCACUGCCGUUCAAUGGCAACCAACCCGAGACAAUCAAGCUGUACCCGUUGUCAAACUACACGUUUGGCGUCAAGGAGACGCAGCCGGAAGAGGACCCUUCGGUGGUGGCGCGACUGCGGCGGCUCGAGGAACACUACACAGUCCACGGUAUGCGGCGCACGUGUGAAGGUAUUCUGGUAUGCCACGAGCACAACCACCCGCACAUCCUGAUGCUGCAGAUCGCCAACGCCUUCUUCAAGCUGCCGGGCGACUACCUGCGACCUGAGGACGAGGAGGUGGAGGGCUUCAAGUCGCGGCUGGACGAACGCCUAGCGCCUGUGGGCCGGCUCGGUGAGGGCGAGGAGGCCGGCGACUGGCAGGUCGGCGAGUGUCUGGCCCAAUGGUGGCGACCGAACUUUGAAACAUUCAUGUAUCCGUUUAUCCCGGCACACGUCACGCGGCCAAAGGAGUGCAAGAAGUUAUAUUUUAUUCAGCUGCCCAAGUCAAAAGUGCUAAGCGUCCCCAAAAACAUGAAGCUGCUGGCCGUGCCGCUGUUUGAGCUCUACGACAACACAGCCCGAUAUGGCCCCCAGCUGUCGGCCAUCCCCCAUUUGCUGAGCCGGUACAACUUUGAGUUCUAUGACGAGGAUGACAACGUAGUGGCUGCGACGCCAGGGUCAGGGGCGUCGCUGGGUGGCGAGGAGCUGCAGGCCAAGGUACUGGCGGGUGAGGACACCGACAUGAACACGGAGAAUGGUACACACUGA
Molecule: messenger RNA, 798 nt
Organism: Grosmannia clavigera kw1407
Lineage: Eukaryota; Fungi; Ascomycota; Sordariomycetes; Ophiostomatales; Ophiostomataceae
Product: cleavage and polyadenylation specific factor 5
Exons: 2
Coding region: 1-798 (265 amino acids)
Cellular component (GO): mRNA cleavage factor complex
Molecular function (GO): mRNA binding
Source: RefSeq, a predicted model, not a curated record